This is a messenger RNA of Sesamum indicum (sesame), 1680 nucleotides long. Its product is annotated as dnaJ protein homolog. Lineage: Eukaryota; Viridiplantae; Streptophyta; Magnoliopsida; Lamiales; Pedaliaceae. Gene Ontology annotation, biological process: protein folding. Gene Ontology annotation, molecular function: Hsp70 protein binding. The record is from RefSeq and is a predicted model, not a curated record.
UUGUGUCACCGACAGAGCACACAAACCUCCAGAAACCAUUAAAAGCAGGAUUCCUCCAUUAAACCGUCACUGCCCCAAGAUCUUAUUGGAGUUGAGAUUUACGUGAAAGUCUCUCUCAAUUCUCUCAUCUAAAACCUAAUUCAAGUUCAGGUGCGAUUUUAGUUCUAUAGAACUGAAAACAAAUCAUCAUGUUUGGACGUGCUCCAAAGAAAAGCAAUGACCUCAAGUUUUAUGAAAUUCUUGGUGUUCCCAUAAGUGCGAGUCAAGAUGAACUCAAGAAGGCCUAUAAAAAGGCUGCCAUAAAGAAUCAUCCUGACAAAGGGGGAGAUCCUGAAAAGUUCAAGGAGUUGGCUCAUGCAUAUGAAAUUUUAAGUGAUCCUGAAAAGAGAGAGAUUUAUGAUGAAUAUGGUGAAGAUGCCGUCAAGGAAGGAAUGGGAGGAGGCAGUCACUCAUAUGAUCCAUUCAACAUAUUUGAAUCUUUUUUCGGUGGUGGAUUUGGUGGAGGUUUCGGCGGUGGCAGAAGUUCUAGGAGCAGAAAGAGACAGGGUGAAGACGUAGUGCAUCCAUUAAGGGUUUCUCUAGAGGACUUGUACAAUGGUACAACCAGAAAACUCUCUAUUUCCCGGAAUGCAUUGUGCAACAAGUGUAAAGGGAAAGGUUCAAAGAGUGGGACCUCUGCGAGAUGUCAUGGUUGCCAGGGUACUGGAACAAGGACGACCAGUCGGCCAAUAGGACCUGGAAUGGUCCAACGAAUACAACAUAUCUGCUCUGAUUGCCGAGGAUCAGGAGAACUCAUUAGUGAAAGAGAUCGAUGCUCCCAGUGCAAAGGUAAGAAGGUUGCACAGGAAAAUAAAGUAUUAGAAGUUCACGUUGAGAAAGGGAUGCAGCAAAAUCAAAAGAUUGUGUUCUCAGGGCAGGCUGAUGAAGCUCCUGAUACUAUCACUGGAGACAUUGUCUUCGUGCUGCAACAGAGAGAACACCCCAAGUUCAAAAGGAAGAGUGAUGAUCUUUAUGUCGAACACAAUCUUAGUUUACGAGAAGCACUUUGUGGUUUUCAGUUCAUCCUUACUCAUCUCGACGGGAGGAAACUAGUAAUCAAAUCAAACCCUGGCGAAGUCUUUAAGCCAGAUUGUUACAAGGCGAUAAACGAUGAAGGAAUGCCACACUACCAGAGACCAUUCAUGAAAGGGCAGCUAUAUAUCCAUUUCAAUGUCGAGUUCCCUGAUUCUGGGUUCCUUUCUCCCGAGAAGUUGAGAAUUCUGACAACAGUGCUACCGGUGAAGUCAGAUAAGCGUUUGCCCGAUAAAUUACUGGCUAAAUGCGAGGAAACCACUUUGCUUGAUGUCAACAUGGAAGAAGAGAUGAGGCAGAAGGAGCAACAAAGACAACGCGAGGCAUACGAUGAAGACGACGAUGACCCACCCGUGCAUCAAGUAGCAUGUAACCAGCAGUAGGGUAUAGAGAAUCAUUUCUGCAUCAUGUUUGCUAAAUAUACUAUCAUCCCGGCUUUUGUGAAAUAAAUAGCUUUCUUCACGAGGUCGGCUUGCUUAUGGGAGUACGAUACGUAAGACUUUGAUUUAGUUGAUUUUAUUUAUGGACCUGAUAUUGGUGGCUGAAGGGAGCUAGUACUUAUCUUGGAGAGGUCUCUUAUGGUGGUUUUCUCUUGGCUUGUUUCUUCAA